Oryza brachyantha (malo sina) is the source of this 3321-nucleotide messenger RNA. RefSeq names its product lysine-specific demethylase JMJ706. The coding region runs from base 285 to 2849 and encodes 854 amino acids. Gene Ontology annotation, cellular component: nucleus. The transcript has 11 exons. Gene Ontology annotation, molecular function: histone demethylase activity. The record is from RefSeq and is a predicted model, not a curated record. Lineage: Eukaryota; Viridiplantae; Streptophyta; Magnoliopsida; Poales; Poaceae. Gene Ontology annotation, biological process: chromatin remodeling.
CCGCAACCACCGCAACCUCCGUUCCGUUCCCCUUCCUCCUCCUCCGGCUGCCGCUCCAUUGCCUCCAUUGCCUCUCCGCCCAGGCCCACCUGCUCCCCCCCGCCCCCACUCCCACCCCCACUUCCCUCGCGCGCGGCCGCGGACCAAACUACCAGCGGGGCACCACGGAGAGGACGACGCGCCUCUCUUCCUCCGGAUCCCCUCGCCCCCGCUCGCCGGAGGGGAAUGUGGCACCCGCGCCGGAGGGGAUUUCUCUAGAGCCCGCUCGGUUCCUCCGUCCGUCCAUGGUGGAGGGCAGGAACUGCCUUCCUGCAGAGGUCAGGAGUGGCAUCGAGACACUCAAGAGGCGCCGGCUUGAGAGGAUGCGUUUGAGUGCUCAGAACAAUGCCGGCAACAGUACUCUGGUGCCUGCAAGGAGCGGUGGGGAUGCGUUAAGGACUCCUGCAAACUGCGGGGUCAGAUUGCAUUCUAACAAUGUCACAGGUUUACCUGGCGGAACCCGGAAAAAGGAUCCUUUUGCAAAGCGCAGGGUGGAUAAGUUUGAUAUGUCUAACCUAGAAUGGAUAGACAAGAUAGAAGAAUGCCCCGUGUAUUGUCCCACCAAGGAGGAGUUUGAGGAUCCCAUUGGUUAUAUACAGAAGAUUGCACCUGUGGCUUCAAAAUAUGGAAUUUGCAAAAUCGUAUCUCCAGUAAGCGCUUCUGUUCCCGCUGGUGUCGUGUUGAUGAAGGAACAGCCUGGUUUCAAGUUCAUGACUAGGGUUCAGCCGCUCCGUCUAGCCGAAUGGGCUGAAGACGAUACAGUCACUUUCUUCAUGAGUGAAAGAAAGUAUACUUUCCGAGACUAUGAGAAAAUGGCAAACAAGGUGUUUGCUAAGAAAUACUCCAGUGCUAGCUGUCUCCCAGCUAAGUACGUGGAGGAGGAAUUUUGGCGUGAAAUUGCUUUUGGUAAAAUGGAUUUCGUUGAAUAUGCUUGUGAUGUUGAUGGUAGCGCUUUCUCCUCUUCUCCUCAUGAUCAACUUGGGAAAAGCAAUUGGAACUUGAAGAAUUUUUCACGCCUCUCCAAUUCUGUGCUAAGACUUCUGCAGACACCAAUUCCAGGAGUAACAGAUCCUAUGCUUUAUAUCGGGAUGCUCUUCAGUAUGUUUGCAUGGCAUGUGGAAGAUCAUUACCUAUACAGCAUCAAUUACCAUCAUUGUGGGGCGUUUAAGACAUGGUAUGGUAUACCAGGUGAUGCUGCUCCUGGUUUUGAAAGGGUGGCUAGCCAGUUUGUAUACAACAAGGAUAUUUUGGUUGGUGAAGGAGAAGAUGCAGCAUUUGAUGUUCUCUUGGGGAAGACAACAAUGUUCCCCCCAAAUAUCUUGUUAGAUCACAAUGUUCCUGUUUAUAAAGCUGUGCAGAAACCUGGGGAGUUUGUCAUUACUUUCCCCCGUUCCUACCACGCGGGUUUCAGCCACGGCUUCAAUUGUGGUGAGGCUGUCAAUUUUGCUAUCGGUGACUGGUUUCCUCUGGGUUCUCUGGCUAGCAGACGCUACGCACUUAUGAACAGAACACCAUUGCUUGCACACGAGGAGUUACUUUGUCGUUCUGCAGAGUUUCUGUCCCACAAACUGUUAAACAGCGACCCAAAACUUCUCGAUAAAUCUGAGCAUCCACGCUCACAGCGCUGUGUGAAGUCUUGCUUUGUGCAAUUGAUGCGAUUCCAGAGACACACACGUGGUCUACUUGCUAAAAUGGGCUCUCAGAUAUGUUACAAGCCAAAAAUGUACUCAAAUCUCUCCUGUAGCAUGUGUCGGCGUGAUUGCUACAUUACGCAUGUGUUGUGUGGAUGCAACUUUGAUCCAAUCUGCCUUCAUCACGAACAAGAACUCCGGAGCUGCCCCUGUAAAUCUAACCGGGUUGUCUACGUUAGGGAGGACAUACAAGAGCUAGAAGCUCUAUCAAGAAAAUUUGAGAAGGAUAUUUGCUUGGAUAAGGAAAGAAGUGGUUUUGACUCAUACAAGCAGGCCGAGAAGAAUGAACCAUCUUUUGAGACUACUCAGAGCAUCAGCAACACUGAAGAAAACUUGCUAGAAGAUGCCUUCUCAGGAGCAACUGCUGCUGAUGGUGUGAAGAGUUCUCCUGCAACAUCAACACUAACAUCUUUUGCAAAACACGAUGUGCCUGUGCGUGCUGAAGCAACUGCAUGUGCCAAUCAAUCCAACCAAGUGGACUCCACCAAGCGAGCCAUAAACACAUCUUUAAUCAAAGGGACCGAUGCUGUGGGUGCAAAUGCAUCCAGUGUGGCUGAUGCUAAUAAUGGAAUUGGUUCUUGUAAUGCCUCAGCUGUGGAAUACAGUGGAAAUUCAGAUUCUGAAUCUGAAAUCUUCCGAGUCAAGCGCAGGUCUGGUGUGUCUGGAAAAUCUGCAUCUGAUGCCAAGACAUCAAGCAUGUCUGAUCGACAGGUUCUCAGGCGGUUAAAGAAGGCGCGUCCUGAAAUACAGCAGGACAAUAAGCAACCGGAAGACUAUGGCCACUGUUCAGUUCCCUCAGGCCGUAUGAGUAUGAAAAACUUGAAUUCAUCCUCGUCAUGUGGUGAAGAACACUGGAGGAUGAAGCGGCGGCAGUUGGAGACUCAGCAGGAUGAGAGCAGUUAUUCUGCAAAGCAGAAGUCGUACUCGUACCCAUGUACCAGCUAUUCUUCCCAAGAAGAGUUUGCGGAAACGAGUAGAGAUGCUGGUGCAGAAGUCCGACCAAAGCGACUGAAAAUCCGGCUACCUUCUUCUAGUGCUAACAGAGUGGGUGAGCAGGGCAGUUCAGGGCAAAGAUUUUCAAGGGAUGACAAGUCGCUUGGUUGUUGGCCUGCAAUUUAGAAGAAUUCUGACGCAGAUGCAUGCUAACCUCUGAUGGAGAUAAAAAUUCUUUGUUUAGGUGGGCUGUUAACUACACGAAAUGAUAGAAGGAGGGUUGGGAUGGAUGAGGUUGAUUUGAUUAGCACAGAAGCUGACUGACUUUAGAAGGUUGGUUAAUCGAUUCUUUGUGCAGCAGGGCCUCCAAUUUGAGGCACAGCUAGGCACGGUUUAGAGGUGACACAUGAUGAUUCUUGUUGCUGGAGCCUGGAGGUUCUUGGGUUACUGCUUUGCUUCUGUUUGAUGCCUGCACUGCCAGUGACCAACACAGAUUAGAACCUCGCUCUACCUUUGACUCUAUGCAGCUGUAUAUCUUUGUAAUUUUCUUUCAUUUUUCUUCUUCUUGUCAGCAACCUCAGCUGCUACUCUUCGGCUAACUGUAUUCUUUCAUACGCUUGUUCCAUCAUGUUCAUCUGGUGCUUAAUAUCAUUGAUUC